UGGUGUGAGUGUAUCGUGUGUGACCUCAGCAAAAAAUUGAUCAUGACUUCAGAAAAAUACCCCAUCGUUCAAAGCAACGGUCAAAGAAUCUAUAAGCCGGCAUCAAGCGUAUUGGCGCCUCCACCAAAAGGCAGCGAAAUCUUCGUGGGUAACAUCCCACGCGACCUCUUCGAAGACGAGCUCAUCCCUCUCUUCUCCCAAGUCGCCCCCAUUUACAAGCUCCGACUUAUGAUGGACUUCUCCGGGAACACCAGAGGCUUCGCUUUUGUUACUUACUACACCGUGCGGGACGCUCAACGGGCAAUUUUGAAAUUCAAUAAAUAUUGCAUCAACAGCAACACGCGCAAUUCUCAAUUAACGGUUCAUCUCUCACUCGAUAACUGCCGCCUCUUUUUCGGAAAUGUGCCAAAAGACAAAACUAAGGAAGCCAUAGAGAAUGAAUUAAAGAAAGUUGUCGAUGGAAUUGUUAAGGUGAUUAUUUAUCCAGAAAGACAAAACCACAAUUUUAAUCGAGGAUUCGCUUUCGUGGAGUUUGAGUCCCAUGCUACAGCCGCCAUUGCAAGAAGAAAGCUGUUGGCUGAUGGGGUGAUUAGUCCAUGGGGAAAGUACAGGAGGCUUUACGUUGAUUGGGCAGAACCCGAACCCAUGGUCGACCCAGAGAUUAUGAUGCAGGUGAAGAUUUUGUACAUGAAAAACGUACCCAACUUUUGGACGUUAGAACGCUUGAAAAAUUAUAUCUCAAAAAUUAUCGGAAACAUCUUUGUCGUCAGAAUUUACAAAAAGGAUAACUAUGCCUUCAUCCAUUUUGAUGAUAGGUCUUCAGCUGAAAAAGCUUUGAGAACUUUUAAAUCGCUCUACGAUUAUCUGGGGCGCAACGAAAAGCAAAUAGAAGUGGAGUGGGCUCGACCCUCCACCUACAGCAAGAAAAAUAGAAUAAAUGAGGUUCCCGAUAAUUUCUGCACCUCCGUGCCUCCCAGGUUGCGUAAACUCGUUCGGAUAUGUAAGAGAGAGAAUAAAUUGUGCUCAAGUGAUUCUAGUUCCAGCAGCGACAGCGAUAUUUUUAUGCAUGCCGAUUUAAUUGAAACUGAAAAUUUACUAGCAGCUCAUCUGGCACAACUCGCCAUUCACCCUACAUUUUAACCACUAUGAUUAUUUAUUUCUAUUACUAUUUUUAUUUUAAUCUUUUUUUAUUUAAAACUACAUAGUUGUAAGCAAAUUUCUUUUUAAAGUAUUUUAAUUUUAAUCUAGUUUAUACUCGCAAUGAAUAGACAUAAGUCUAUAAAUGUAACUAUUAAAUUGUGUUUUAUCUAGCUGUUUGCUGUUUUAGGUAGUUUUUAAUGAACAUAAUUGUACUCGUAAACUGUACUUAUUGUCGGAAAUAAUUAAUUCAAAGUUAAGGUAAAAAAUAUGCAUUGUAAUUUUAUCUUUUAAACCUAUAGAUAGCAUUAGUAUGUAUUUUAACCGCUUUGUAAGCAAUUUUGUUUAUUCCUAGGUUGAUAUAAGUAUUUUACUUGUAGGCACUUAAUUAAUUGUAAUUUAAAUUUAUUUGUA
Tribolium madens (black flour beetle) is the source of this 1551-nucleotide messenger RNA. Its product is annotated as probable RNA-binding protein 46. Gene Ontology annotation, cellular component: nucleus. Bases 43 to 1140 code for a protein of 365 amino acids. Gene Ontology annotation, molecular function: mRNA binding. The record is from RefSeq and is a predicted model, not a curated record. Lineage: Eukaryota; Metazoa; Arthropoda; Insecta; Coleoptera; Tenebrionidae. The transcript has 5 exons.